Molecule: messenger RNA, 863 nt
Organism: Betta splendens (Siamese fighting fish)
Lineage: Eukaryota; Metazoa; Chordata; Actinopteri; Anabantiformes; Osphronemidae
Gene: crabp2b
Product: cellular retinoic acid binding protein 2, b
Exons: 4
Coding region: 151-579 (142 amino acids)
Biological process (GO): fatty acid transport
Cellular component (GO): cytosol; nucleus
Molecular function (GO): fatty acid binding
Source: RefSeq, a predicted model, not a curated record
GUGAGCCAAUGAAUGGAGGCGCAGACGCAGGCAGCGCACACGGCUUUGCGCACCGGUCACCGGAGGGGCGCACAGACGCUGCGCAAAGUCUAAGGUCACAUUACAAUCCAAAUUUGCAGAAAAUACGUUUGUGCACCCGGCCGCAUCGAGAUGGAGAAUAAAGUGACAGAUUUCUCGGGCAGAUGGAAAAUGAAGUCUUCGGAAAAUUUCGAGGAACUUUUAAGAGCGCUGGGAGUGAAUGUGUUCCUCAGGAAGAUUGCUGUGACUGCAGCAUCCAGCCCUGCAGUGGAAAUAGCCCAACAGGGGGAGAGUCUGUCCAUCAAGACGUCCACCAGCGUCCGCACCACACACGUGUCGUUCACCGUGGGUCAGUCCUUCAGUGAGGCCACGGUGGACGGACGCCCCUGCACGAGUUUUCCAAAGUGGGAGACGGAUCGAAAGAUCAGCUGUGAACAGACCUUACAGAAAGGCGAGGGGCCGAAGACGGCGUGGACCCGAGAGCUGACCAACGACGGAGAGCUGAUUCUGACAAUGACGGCCGGAGAUGUUGUCUGCACCAGGGUUUAUGAAAGGGAAUGAGGAAUUAAUUUCAUGACUGUCACACAAUCCCUCUGUGUUGUGCCUCAUGUAUGGUUUACAUUUACUGGCCCUGUUUUCUUCUUUGUCCUUUCCUCCCAGUCGGUCAGAUGUUGGUCAGAUCUUACUCAAACACUUGUAUAGUUGGCCUUUAAAAAAGCAAAGUCUCUCUAUGUAUCAUAUAUAAAUGUAAACAUUUUGCAACAUUUUUCAAUGCUUUAUUGCAAAAACGCUUUUAAACGUGUCCAAAAACAUUUUUAUAUAAACUCAUUGUUUGAUGUUCCUUA